This is a messenger RNA of Ictidomys tridecemlineatus (thirteen-lined ground squirrel), 4794 nucleotides long. NCBI's taxonomy places the organism in Eukaryota, Metazoa, Chordata, Mammalia, Rodentia, Sciuridae. The record is from RefSeq and is a predicted model, not a curated record.
UGUGGCUCAGGAGAGAGGGGUGCAGGCGGCUGGCGCGAUGCGCGGCCAGAGAAGGCGUCCGACGGCUGCCGGGCGCUGAGCCGGCGGGGCGGGGCGGCCGGCCCCGGGAAUGGAGUGCGGGGGUGCAGAGCCUCGGGACGUUCGGUGUGCGCCUAGUCCGAGUCCGCGGCGCGCCUGAAGUUGCAGCCGGCGAGCGGCGAUCGGGCUGCCCGAGGGACCGGAGAGCGGCCGGCGCACCGCGGAUGAGCCUUCGUGCCGGCGGCGAGACGCGGCGGUGGCCAGGGCCGGAGCAGGCGGCCUGCGGGGGCCGAUCCGGCGGAGAAGAGAGCCCGAGGCGCGGCGGGGCGUCGCUCCAUUCACGCACACGAAGCCAUGCGGUGCCACGUUGCUACCGGCUGCCCUGUGCUCUGGCUUCUCCUGCUGGUCUCUGGAUGCUGGGGUCAGGUGAACCGGCUGCCCUUCUUCACCAACCACUUCUUUGACACGUACCUGCUGAUCAGCGAGGACACGCCUGUGGGUCAGGUGAACCGGCUGCCCUUCUUCACCAACCACUUCUUUGACACGUACCUGCUGAUCAGCGAGGACACGCCUACCAAGUCUGAGUUCACGGUGGAGUUCUCCGUCAGCGACCACCAGGGGGUGAUCACACGGAAAGUGAACAUCCAGGUGGGGGACGUGAAUGACAACGCACCCACCUUUCACAACCAGCCCUACAGCGUGCGCAUCCCUGAGAACACACCGGUGGGGACGCCCAUCUUCAUCGUGAACGCCACGGACCCCGACCUGGGCGCGGGCGGCAGCGUCCUCUACUCCUUCCAGCCUCCCUCCCAGUUCUUCGCCAUCGACAGCGCCCGUGGCAUCGUCACCGUGACCCGGGAGCUGGACUACGAGGUCACGCAGGCCUACCAGCUCACCGUCAACGCCACGGAUCAAGACAAGACCAGGCCUCUGUCCACCCUGGCCAACCUGGCCAUCAUCAUCACGGACGUCCAGGACAUGGACCCCAUCUUCAUCAACCUGCCUUACAGCACCAACAUCUAUGAGCAUUCUCCUCCGGGCACCACCGUGCGUGUGAUCACCGCCAUUGACCAGGAUAAAGGACGUCCCAGGGGGAUUGGCUACACCAUUGUUUCAGGGAACACCAACAGCAUCUUCGCCCUGGACUACAUCAGCGGGGCGCUGACCUUGAACGGCCUGCUGGACCGCGAGAACCCCCUGUACAGCCACGGCUUCCUCCUGACCGUGAAGGGCACAGAACUGAAUGAUGACCGCACCCCAUCUGAUGCCACUGUCACCACAACCUUCAACAUCCUGGUCAUCGACAUCAAUGACAAUGCCCCAGAAUUCAACAGUUCCGAGUACAGCGUGGCCAUCACCGAGCUGGCUCAGGUUGGCUUUGCCCUCCCCCUCUUCAUCCAGGUCGUGGACAAGGAUGAGAACUUGGGCCUGAACAGCAUGUUCGAGGUGUACCUGGUGGGGAACAACUCCCACCACUUCAUCAUCUCCCCCACCUCGGUCCAAGGGAAGGCGGACAUCCGCAUCCGGGUGGCCAUCCCCCUCGACUACGAGACUGUGGACCGCUACGACUUUGAUCUCUUCGCCAAUGAGAGUGUGCCCGACCACGUGGGCUACGCCAAGGUGAAGAUCACCCUCAUCAACGAGAAUGACAACCGGCCCAUCUUCAGCCAGCCACUGUACAAUGUCAGCCUGUACGAGAAUGUCACCGUGGGGACCUCUGUGCUGACAGUCCUGGCAACCGACAAUGACGUGGGCACCUUUGGGGAGGUCAGCUACUUCUUCAGUGAUGACCCUGACAGGUUCUCCCUGGACAAGGACACGGGACUCGUCAUGCUGAUCGCCCGGCUGGACUAUGAGCUCAUCCAGCGCUUCACCUUGACCGUCAUCGCCCGGGACGGGGGCGGCGAGGAGACCACAGGCCGCGUCAGGAUCAACGUGCUGGACGUCAACGACAACGUGCCCACCUUCCAGAAGGACGCCUACGUCGGGGCCCUGAGGGAGAACGAGCCCUCGGUCACGCAGCUGGUGCGGCUCCGGGCCACAGAUGAAGACUCGCCCCCCAACAACCAGGUCACCUACAGCAUCGUCAACGCCUCCGCCUUCCGCAGCUACUUUGACAUCAGCGUGUACGAGGGCUACGGAGUGAUCAGCGUGAGCCGCCCCCUGGAUUACGAGCAGAUACCCAAUGGGCUGAUCUACCUGACAGUCAUGGCCAAGGACGCCGGCAGCCCCCCUCUCAACAGCACAGUCCCCGUCACCAUCGAGGUGUUUGACGAGAACGACAACCCGCCGACCUUCAGCAGGCCCGCCUACUUCGUGUCUGUGGUGGAGAACAUCAUGGCAGGAGCCACCGUGCUGUUCCUGAAUGCCACCGACCUGGACCGCUCCCGCGAGUAUGGCCAAGAGUCCAUCAUCUACUCCUUGGAGGGCUCCUCUCAGUUCCGGAUCAAUGCCCGCUCGGGUGAGAUCACCACCACAUCUCUGCUCGACCGAGAGACCAAGUCUGAGUACAUCCUCAUCGUCCGAGCAGUGGAUGGCGGCGUGGGCCACAACCAGAAAACGGGCAUCGCCACCGUGAACGUCACCCUCCUGGACAUCAACGACAACCACCCCAGCUGGAAGGACGCCCCCUACUACAUCAACCUGGUGGAGAUGACCCCUCCCGACUCGGACGUGACCACGGUGGUGGCCGUGGACCCAGACCUGGGGGAGAACGGCACCCUGGUGUACAGCAUCCAGCCUCCCAACAAGUUCUACAGCCUCAACAGCACCACGGGCAAGAUCCGCACCACCCACGUCAUGCUGGACCGCGAGAACCCCGACCCCCUGGAGGCGGAGCUGAUGCGCAGGAUCGUCGUCUCUGUGGCUGACUGUGGCAGACCCCCGCUGAGGGCCACCAGCAGUGCCACAGUGUUUGUGAACCUCCUGGAUCUCAAUGACAACGACCCCACCUUUCAGAACCUGCCCUUCGUGGCUGAGGUGCUGGAGGGCACCCCCACGGGCGUCUCCGUCUAUCAGGUGGUGGCCAUUGACCUGGACGAGGGCCUGAACGGGCUGGUGUCCUACCGCAUGCAGGUGGGCAUGCCCCGCAUGGACUUCCUCAUCAACAGCAGCAGCGGCGUGGUGAUCACCACCGCCGAGCUGGACCGCGAGCGCAUCGCCGAGUACCAGCUGCGGGUGGUGGCCAGCGACGCGGGCACGCCCACCAAGAGCUCCACCAGCACGCUCACUGUCCGCGUGCUGGACGUGAACGACGAGACGCCCACCUUCUCCCCGGCCGUGUACAACGUGUCCGUGUCCGAGGACGUGCCGCGGGAGUUCCGGGUGGUCUGGCUGAACUGCACCGACAACGACGUGGGCCUCAACGCCGAGCUCAGCUACUUCAUCACAGAGGGAAACGUGGACGGGAAGUUCAGCGUGGGCUACCGCGAUGCCUUUGUGAGGACAGUGGUGGGGCUGGACCGCGAGACCACUGCCGCAUACACACUUGUCCUGGAGGCCAUCGACAACGGCCCCGUAGGCAAGCGACGCACUGGCACGGCCACCGUGUUUGUCACUGUCCUGGACGUGAACGACAACCGGCCCAUCUUUCUGCAGAGCAGCUACGAGGCCAGCGUCCCCGAGGACAUCCCCGAGGGCCACAGCAUCGUGCAGUUGAAAGCCACGGACGCCGACGAGGGCGAGUUUGGGCGUGUGUGGUACCGCAUCCUCCACGGUAACCAUGGCAACAACUUCCAGAUCGACGUCAGCCACGGGCUCCUGAGGCGAGGCCCCCGGCCGCUGGACCGCGAGCGGAACUCGUCGCACGUGCUGGUGGUGGAGGCCUACAACCAGGACCUGGGCCCCAUGAGGAGCUCCGUCAGGGUGAUCGUGUACGUGGAGGACGUCAACGACGAGGCCCCCGUGUUCACGCAGCAGCAGUACAGCCGCCUGGGGCUCCGCGAGACUGCGGGCAUAGGGACCUCGGUCAUCGUGGUCCGGGCCACGGACCGGGACACUGGGGACGGUGGCUUGGUGAACUACCGCAUCCUGUCGGGCGCAGAGGGGAAGUUCGAGAUUGACGAGAGCACGGGACUCAUCACCACCGUGGACCACCUGGACUACGAGACCAAGACCAGCUACCUGAUGAACGUGUCCGCCACGGACCGGGCGCCCCCCUUCCACCGGGGCUUCUGCAGCGUCCACGUCACCCUGCUCAACGAGCUGGACGAGGCCGUGCAGUUCUCCAACGCCUCCUACGAGGCCGCCAUCCUGGAGAACCUGGCCCUGGGCACCGAGAUCCUGCGGGUCCAGGCCUACUCCAUCGACAACCUCAACCAGAUCACCUACCGCUUCGACGCCCACACCAGCGCCCGCGCCAAGGCCCUCUUCAAGAUAGACGCCAUCACGGGUGCGAUCACCGUCCAGGGCCUCGUGGACCGCGAGAAGGGAGACUUCUACACGUUGACCGUGGUGGCAGACGACGGUGGCCCCAAGGUGGACUCCACUGUGAAGGUGAGUAGCCUGUGGCCUGGCCCCUGCACUGGCCCUUCUGCCUCCCCUUAUGAGAGGACACAUGGACGGGCCUGCAGCAGGCUCUUGCUCAACCCCUGAUGGCCUUCCAGUCUGUCCACUCUUGCACUUGAGGUCCAGGUCCCUCUUGGGCACAUCCCUGCCCCUAGCUCUGGAGUCCCAGUGGGAUCCUGGGAUGAGGCACACUAACAAAGAGUACCUGAGACACACCAAGGAAGGGACACGGAGGCCUUGUCCCAGUUUUGCUCCUCUCUGGCUGUGUGA